GAGGCUUCAGAGUGAGUCUCAACCCAACCAUGGGCUCUGGCACUUAGGCACCCCGGCACAGACAGAGCGAGCUAGCGCUGCAGAGAGAGGAAGAAAGAGAGAGCGGAAGAAGGGGGCUGUCUCGGGGACCUUUCUCCGAGCGGCAACUUGCACAGCCAAUGCAGCCUCUGGUACUAUGGAAACUAAACCCCUGACCAAUGGAAAUAAUGAAGGCUACGAUGUGGCAGGUCACUGAGGGGCAUGAGAGCCGUGUCGGAGGCCAGCGCCAUUGCUUGCCGGACCAAGUGCUGGUGACGGGGACAUGGGCCUCUUCCUCAGGGCUUCCAGCACGACCCAGCUCCAUACAAACCAGAGCCUCAGCCACCACCUGGUCCAGCACCACCCAGACACCCACGGCAGCAGCACCCAGAGGGACCCCGCCUCAGUGGGCCUCACCCUUCUCUUCGGCUCUACCACUGACCUGCAGGCCCAGCACCGCAGCCAGUCUCGAGCUCUUGGUAGACAAAGCUCCAAGUAGCCUUCUCUAAUGAGGAUGUCUGAUACUGUCACUGUAAAGGAGACUAGCGCCACUAUGAGAGGUGUGGAGACGGAGGAGAGCCACCAUGCCAGUGCCACACCGGCACCAGCAGGGGGAGAAGAACCAAGCCCGACCAAGACAAACGGCACGGAGCAGGAGCAGGCAGAGACCCAGCCACAGGCCGAAGCUCAGACCCAGCUCCAACCUGAGCUUCAACCAGAGAGCUGCUGCCAAGACAAGAACGAAACUCAGCGGCAAACACCGGGACAGAUGGGAAAAAGGCCCAAGUCUAAGUUAAAGUUAGUUCGGAGCCUGGCUGUUUGCGAAGAGUCCUCUCCUCCUUCCCCUAUUACCACUGAUCUGCCUCGAGAACACAAGGAUGCAGUUGAGAUCCAGCUCUCCCAGUCGUUUGACAAAGAGGAGGCACCACCCAUCAAGGAUGAGGAGGACAAAGACAAAAGAGUGGAGAAGCUGCUAGAAAAGACUGAGAGAAUGCCCAGGAAGAUGCUGUCCAGAGAUUCCAGUCAGGAAUACACAGACUCUACCGGGAUCGAUAUCCAUGAGUUCUUAGUAAACACGUUGAAAAACAACCCCAGGGACAGAAUGAUGCUGCUGAAGUUGGAACAGGACAUUCUCGACUUUAUCAGUAAUAACGAAAGCCAGAAGAGAAAGUUCCCUCCAAUGACCUCCUACCACAGAAUGCUGCUGCACCGCGUCGCCGCCUACUUCGGCCUCGACCACAACGUCGACCAAACCGGGAAAUCUGUAAUCAUCAACAAAACUAGCAAUACAAGAAUUCCUGAUCAGAAGUUUUCAGAACACAUCAAAGAUGACAAAACUGACGACUUCCAAAAGCGCUACAUUCUCAAAAGGGACAACUCUGGCUCAGACAAAGAUGACAACAUGAUGCGGAUGCGGCUGAAGGACGACCGGAGGAGUAAGUCUAUAGAGGAACGAGAGGAGGAGUACCAGAGGGCCAGAGAAAGGAUAUUUGCUCAAGAUGGUCCAGAUGGCUUUGCUCUUGAAAAAAGGAUACAGGAGGAUGAUGCUUGUAACAACACACAGCAAAGGCGGCAAAUCUUUAGGUUAAAAGAUGGCCGCUCGGCCAACAGUCGCCAGAGCAGCUCUGAGAAUGAGCCCAAGUACUCUGACCCUCGGCCGUGGAGCAGCACAGACUCUGACAGCUCCAACCGUAACCUGAGGCCAGCCAUGACCAAGGCCAGCAGCUUCAGCGGCAUCUCUGUCCUUAUCAGGGGAGACAGCUCAGGCAGCAGCAAGAGCAUGGGUCGCCUUUCUAAGACUGGUUCCCUAGAGUCUUCUAGUAGUGUAGGGUCCUCCACGGGUUCGCUCUCUCGCUCCCAGCCACCCCUCCCCGUCCCAGCUUUAACCCAGGCUGGCCACCCUCACAACCACGCCGCGCCCCCCUGCCCAGUGGCCUACCCAGCCAUCUGCACUAGUAGUACUGUGACUUAUGAGGCGGGAAGCAGGAGCGGCCCGGUGCCGCCACCACCAGCGAAUACAGCUAACACUAGCUACUAUUUGCUUCCCCUGGAAGCCACAGGGAUACCGCCAGGGAGUAUCCUGGUCAACCCACACACAGGCCAGCCCUUUGUGAACCCGGAUGGCAGUGCUGUGGUGUACAACCCCAACCAUAGCAUGGCUCCUCAGCAUCAACAUCAUCAGCAUCAUAAUCAGCAGGGCAGGACCCAGCAGCCCAUGCCCCCUCCUCCACACCCGCACCCGCCUGGCCCCCACCAACACCAGCCCACCAAUCACAACCACGUCCUCUCACAGUCUGUUCUAUCCCUUCCUCAGCCGGUCCGGCCCCUCCAGCCUUCUGCUCAGCCUGUCCAGUACUCAUCUAUCUCUUACCCACCUCAGCUCCUCUCCGUCUCCCCUAACCAACAAUACACUGUGCAAAACAACCUGGGAGCCCAGUUCAGCCACAUGAGUCUGGCCCGGCAGGCCUCUGGGGAGGGCCCAGGUAGGGACGCCCACACUACCAUGUACCCCUCCUCCGUGGUGCUCCAGACCCCCCCGCAGCAGCAGGGCUACAUGGUGGCCCCUCCAGUCCAGCCUGUCCCUGCCCACCAGGCCUACAACACUCCCGCCCCUCCGCCUGUCAACCAGCCGGUCAUGCAGCAACAGGGCUACAUGCAGCAGUCCAUGCAGCAGAUGCCAGCAUGUUACUGUGCGCCAGGCCAGUACCCUCUGUCCAACCAGCAGUACAGGCCUGUGGGCACAGUGCAGUACAGCGCCCCACAGAGUCAGCCAAUGCCCCCGCCCACACAACAGACAGGUUACCAAACAGUGAUGCCAAAUCAACCACAGAGCUAUCAGAGUAUGAUAGGAGUGCCACAGAGUCAGAACACUGUUAGUGGCCUGCAUAGCAAUAUGGGAAAUCAGAUGCAAGGCAUGAUGGUCCAGUAUCCCUCCAUGCCAUCUUAUCAGGUAUCCAUGCAGCCUCAAGGCUCCCAGGGUGUGCCACAGCAGACAUAUCAGCAGCCUAUCAUCAUCCCCAACCACAACCAGUCCAACCAGGGUCCCAUGCCUGGCUCUGGUGUCCAGGUCUACUACAGUGUUAUCACACCCAAUCAACAGAACACAAUGAGCUCCUCUGUUGGGUUCCUGCCUCCUCCCGGAUCAGAGCAGAUGCAGUUCCCUCGGCCGUCCUCCCCCUGCAGCUCCCAGCAGCCCCUCCAUCAGGCACAGCAGUGCUCAGGCGUUCCCCUUCCCCCAGGCGGUGGGAUGGUGAUGAUGCAGCUGACGUUGCCCCCCGGCCAGCAGCCACGGCCUCACUCGCCCCCGCAGUGGAAACACAGCAAGUACUACAGUCUGGACCACACCAGAGGACAGAAGUCCACAGAACUCUCCACCCUAGACACCUCACAGAGCAGUCCCCUGCUGGGCAGUCCCUCAACUUCCCCCGCCCAGUCGCCAACUCCCUCCCACCCACACCACCUAACCAAUGUGAAGAGCAUCCGUCCAGGCCUCGCCCCCGUGAUGCCCCAGUUCUCCAGACCCUUUGUGCCAGGGCAAGGAGAUGCACAGUACCCGUUACUAGGUCAGCCCCUCCAGUACAACCCCCAGAUCCGUCCUCCUCUCCUCCACACUCCACCCAUGGUCCCCAACCAUCAGGUACCCAUGGGGAUGCGGCACAGCGGUGGAGGGGGCAGAGGGAGGAAGCAGCCAAGGAAGGCUCUGUCUACAGAUCUCAGUGUAGGUGAUCCAGUGAGUGGGCGAGUCCUGGAGGUGACUGACCUGCCGGGGGAGAUCAGCCGGACCGAGGCGGACUCUCUGCUGGGUGAGCUCUCCAGAGCCGGGGCUGUAGUCGGAUGGCUCCCAGAGCACCACAGCCACCGGGAUUGGCAGUCGGGGGCUAACUGUGACCACCACCACGCCAAACCCCCCACCCAAACCCACGGUCAAGCCCCUGCCGAUCCAGCCUUUGCCUACACCAUCCUGGCCACGUUCCCUUCCAGAUACGCUGCGCAGGACGCCCUCCUCCACCACAAUGGUCCCCGAGCCUCCUUCAGACUCACUAUGAGGAGGGACCGAGGCUACGGCCACAGACACCCCCUGGAGAGGGCAAGCUCCCAGUAGAGGGCGCUAAGGACCUCUGGCUUGACCUUUCACCCCUCACCAGCACCGCCAGUCACUUCCUGUUGCCAUCACUCCCCCCACACUCACUAAGUUGGCUCGUUGUAAAGGGUUGUUUUUCCACUUGAUUUGUAGAGACUUGCUUAGGGGGAAUGUGUUGUACUUUAUAAUGUUCUUACUAGCGAUUUGAUGAAAAAGAACUAAACAUAACACUGAACCGACGUGAACGAACAUUAAAAAACCACCCUUAUUAUAUUAUAAACCCGUCUGCUCUCUGUUUUGAGAACAGGACGGAACAUAUCAAAAGGGCAGUCUGUAUUUUUGUUGUAUUUUUUAAUUUGUUUUAUAGUUGUUGAAAUCUUGAGUCAGACCCAAAGCUCAUUAUUACUCCCCCAGCCCAGUUGCAGUGUCAGGUCUGGUUCCGUUUAACUCAACCAAAGCCUCCCCACACCCCAGGGUAGCUGAUUAUCGGCCACCCUGCCACCAGCCACUUGCCCCAUAUUGUGGCCAGUACAUCAUGGAGUCGCCCUCAGCUACACAAUGGGUCUCUUGUGCCUUUCUCUCGAGAGUCUACUGAUUUAUUCUCCAAGAAUCACAAAAUGACACCCCAGUCAGUCUAUUGUUAAAUGAAAAGACCUGCACCUUGUAAAUAAUUUUAUAUAGGCUUAGUAACUAAAUAACUCAAUCACUUCUCUUUUCACAGUGAAUGGUCUGUAUGUGUUGGUCACAGGCAGACACAGAUGAGAGCAGCGAAGAAAGGCUUUUGUUUGACAACCCUGGUUUUUAACUUAAUUUAAAAGUCGAGAUAAAAAUGACACUCCUCCACUGCAACUGCAUAUUUUAGCAAUCCUCUGCUUGGAUGGCCUCUCUCUCUCUUCACCACACUGUCCUCCCUCUUUCUCCUCUCCUUCUACAAGGCCAAUGGUUUCAAAUCAUUCAUUAUGUCAUUUUAAAUGAUAUACCUACUGGAUCACUGGGGAAAAAUACAGUUUGCACAUUUAUACAACUGAAUAUAUAUAUAUAUAUAUCUCCUUUAUUUCUCUCAAAGAUAAAAAUGUGUGGAUUCUGAAAGGCUGUUCAGUGCUGGUGCAAGUCAUUUUUAUUUCAGUUUGAAACCAAUAAAUGUUUACACCAACAUAUGUGCUUUUUCAGAUCACAAGAAGUCCUUUGAAAUGGAUGAGGGUCCUCUGGGUUUCUCUUUCUAUCUCUGUCCAUCACCGAACAGCUUUGGAUGGCCUCUUUCAUGUUUCAAUUUACUAUUAAAUUAUUAUUUAUCAACACCAAGUAUAGUCCUACCUCAGAUGUCAGUGUAAGCAGAUAGGUUUCUUUUGCUAUGGGUGGAGAUGUGGGUUUUAUACUUGGUAUUAUCUAAUUUAGUCUUUGGUUGGUGCUAUUCAUCUCAAUCCAGGUUUUAUAGGGUCAUUUGUCUGCUACAUUAACCUCCCACCAACAUCAUCUCACCCAAUGCCACACAGUUCCUUCCUCCACUGCCAUAUUUUUCCUUCUUUCUAAUAACGUCAAAGCAAUUUACUGCAAGAAAAAUCGAACCACCUGCCCUCAUGUCUCAUCUAGAGCCUGGGGGAGUUAGUGUUGCCAGAAACAGUUUAAAAUGGAUGGCUUCAUGUCUGCGUUAUCCGUAUGUUAAGGAGCCCGUUAGGUGUCCGGUCGCGACAUUAAGGAUCUCCAUACUGACAAGUGAGAUUAUUAGCAGAUAAUUAAGCCAACAUCUGGAGGACCUAGCUGAGCUCCGUGUUGCAGCCAAGGCUGGCGAAAUUGAGCUUUUGUUAUUGAGGAAAUUCUCAGCAAUAAAUGACCCUUGGGUUGUUUUAUGAUAUUCAUUUGCAAUGCCUUUUUUCCUCUUGAUUUUCAUUUUUUCCCGUCCGAGGGUCGAUGUCUAGCACACGGAUUGGUGUUAAGUAUAUUUCUGCGUUGUCAAGUUAUUUCAAGUAGCACAUGUAAUAUUAAUACAUGUUGCUCUAUAAUGUAUACAUACACUGAAGACCAUGGAGAAUUGAUGGUAAAUCAGUAUAAAACCAAUAGUACAAAAGUGCACUCACUAUCACCCCCAGUAUAAUCCUAGACAUGCAUAAAUCAUUGAACAAAAGCUGUGAGCAGAGAGAUGUUUUCCAUGAAAGGAAAUGACAUAACCCCAUUCUCUGUGAAAGGUGCUCAUAGUCGUUACUGAGAGUGGUCAUUUUCUCUGAUAAUGUGUAGUGAAGCACUCAGAGCAUAUGCAUGUCACUGUCAGAAGGGUGACAACCUGCUGCCAUUACCCUCUCCACUGUCGUAUGACUUGGUCAGCUCAGACACAGUAGGAGUAAAGCUAAAAUGAGUUGAGGUUGGAAAGGGCUCUAUUAGACAGAUUAGGUUACAGACAGCUUCAAUAGCUAUGCCAAUUUGGUUGUAUUCCUACUAUUAAACAGGGUAGUGGAGGUUUUCAUGUGUUUAUUAAACUAUAAACACAGAGGGCUUGUUUCCUAGAUAGAUUAAUCCUAGUCCUGGGCUAAAAAGCACUUUAAAUGGAGAAUCACAUUUACAUCAUUGAACAUGCUUUUUAAAUCCAGGACUAGGCUUCUGGGUCCGGGAAACUGGCCCUGACAGUAAAGGUGAGGCCGUUUCGAUUUGUUUAAAACCGGUGGUUCAGCAAUAAGAUAGGAAAAGCAUUGUGACCAUAGGAAUAGGUGCUUGGAUAGAGAGGGGUAUGCUGAAUCUAGGUUGAUGUAGUGGGUAAAUAUCUGGUGAAUGUCCAGGGUUUGGGUAUCUGGCAUCUGGGGACCACAGCCACCCUAAUGAAGAACAAGGUUAGAUUGAAUUUCUGUCAUUUUGAAAAUCAAAGACAUGGUGACUAUCAAAGAAGAUUUUCUUUAUCAACUUGAUGUAGCAUCAAAAACAAAAGACGGCACGAAAUGCUUAUCUUCUUGAUAGAGAAAGCACCAAACUAGUAGUGAAAAUGUAGUCUCUCCCCAAUCGAGGCUAGUGAAUUGUUAGGAGUAGCUCUGCAUUGACAUGAUUGAGUGGCGGUAGGUCCUGUAUAUACACAAACUCACUUCCUUGACAACAGCUAUGCUCUGCGAAGUGCAAGAAGUAUGUAUGCCUUGACUUCUGCAGAGACUAUCACAGUAAUUGACCAUGCAUAGCCUUUUAGAGAGUGUGGGGAAAUGAUCAGUAGGAAAAGCACUAGGAUGUUUGACAUGCUAAGAUGGACAUGUUGUGACUAUUUGCCUUGUGAAAUAAAAAUACUUCCAUAAAGA
This is a messenger RNA of Coregonus clupeaformis (lake whitefish), 7368 nucleotides long. RefSeq names its product R3H domain-containing protein 1-like. The transcript is spliced from 26 exons. The record is from RefSeq and is a predicted model, not a curated record. Bases 527 to 4120 code for a protein of 1197 amino acids. Gene Ontology annotation, molecular function: nucleic acid binding. Lineage: Eukaryota; Metazoa; Chordata; Actinopteri; Salmoniformes; Salmonidae.